Messenger RNA from Protopterus annectens (West African lungfish), 924 nucleotides. RefSeq names its product olfactory receptor 52K1-like. Lineage: Eukaryota; Metazoa; Chordata; Ceratodontiformes; Protopteridae. The transcript is spliced from 2 exons. Gene Ontology annotation, cellular component: membrane. Gene Ontology annotation, molecular function: olfactory receptor activity; G protein-coupled receptor activity. The record is from RefSeq and is a predicted model, not a curated record. Gene Ontology annotation, biological process: G protein-coupled receptor signaling pathway. The coding region runs from base 1 to 924 and encodes 307 amino acids.
AUGUCUGCAAUCAAUAUCAGCGCUCUGCAUCCUCCUGAAUUUAUUUUAACUGGCUUUCCAGGAUACCAAGGUUUACAGCACUGGAUUGCAAUUCCUUAUUGCAUUAUGUACAUUCUCAUAAUAGUUGGUAACUUUACAAUUUUGUUUGUUGUCUUUUCAGAACAAAGUCUUCAUCAGCCUAUGUACUACUUCAUCUGUAUGCUGGCAAUCAUUGAUUUAGUUUUAAGUAAUUUGAUUUUACCCAAACUUUUGCUGAUGCUACUGUCUGAAGACUACACUAUAAGUUUUCAAGGCUGUCUCACUCAAAUGUUUUUUAUCCAUGUCUUUACAGUUCUUGAAUCCUCAGCCUUGCUAACUAUGUCAUUUGAUCGUUAUGUUGCUAUUUGUAAUCCACUGCGCUAUUCUGCUAUUUUUUCUAACUCAUUCAUUAUGAAAAUUGUUGGAUUAAGUAUAACACGGGGUGUGGUUUUUAUCAUGCCUCUGCCAAUACUUGCUUCUAGGCUGCCAUACUGUAAUUCUAACAUAAUUUCAAUUUCUUACUGUGAUCAUAUGUCAGUAGUAAAGCUUGCCUGUGCUGACACUACACUUAACAGCUCCUAUGGCUUAGUGGUUAUAUUUCUAGUUGUGUCAGAUAUGUCAUUUAUUGUUUUCUCCUAUAGCAUGAUCCUUAGAGCUGUAUUAAAGCUUGGUUCUGGGGAAGAACGCCAGAAAGCCUUACAUACUUGUGGCUCCCACCUCUGCGUAGUCGUAUUUGCCUAUAGCUCUGCCACAUUUUCAUUUAUAACACACAGGUUUGGCAGAGCACUUCCACCUGAGUUUAUUGUUGUCUUUGCUUGCUUGUACCUGAUUCUCCCUGCAAUGUUAAAUCCAAUCAUAUAUGGAGCUAGGACAAAAGAAAUUCGCAGGUAUGUUCUCAACACAUAA